Molecule: messenger RNA, 2578 nt
Organism: Polychytrium aggregatum
Lineage: Eukaryota; Fungi; Chytridiomycota; Chytridiomycetes; Polychytriales
Exons: 1
Coding region: 153-2129 (658 amino acids)
Source: RefSeq, a predicted model, not a curated record
CCCAGAGCAGGCCCAGAGCAGGACCAACAGGCCAGAGGGGCAGUCGCUCGCAACGCAGGUUCCAGGUUCGCUCGACGAGCGUCGAUACAGGCGAUCCUGAGAGGCAGCGUUGGGAUGCAUAUGGUGGCGGCAUGUGUCUCUGAGCGCAAGCCAUGCAUCGCGCCGGAUGCACGUCAAACGGCAUGGGAGCAAUCCACCAACCCGGCGAUCCUGCGGCUCUCCCUCGGCUCUUGCUCCCAUCUUCCAGGGCCAUCUCCUCCCCUGAGCCCUGCUGCUAUCUCCCACUCGCCGCCGGGCCGAUCGCCUCCCCACCACCACUUUCCAUGUCGUCGUCUGCCACAACGGAGACACCGGCGUCGCUGGUGGGUCAAGCGAGCUCUGCUUGCUUCGACCUACUCGCGGUCCUGAUCACAAAUGACGAAUUCAUUCGCUCCGCCACCCCGUCGCUGUUCGCAAGGCUCCUGAGAGUGUCACGGCAUACUCGGGCCAUCCUCAACACCGGCAGGACAUGGGAGUGUGCCCUUCCAGCGUGGUUGCAAGUCACGGCCGGGUUUCUGUUCGAUGGUGUCGAUCCCUCCAUCAGUCGCCUGAAAGUGCUCUAUGGCCUUUGCCGCUACAUAUUCCGCCGGGACCGACAACAACCAGCCGAUGCGUCCGUGUUGGAGAAGGAAAACGAGCUCUGGUCCGAAGUUUACCGUGAUACGACGCUCUACAGGAGAGUGUUGCGCUACUGCCAAGUGACCGAUCCGUCGUUCCAGUUCCCAAGGACGCAAGACCCAAGCUCGCCCGCGCGGCUGUCGGUCGAGGAAAUGGCCAGGAUCGCCGAGGGUGAAAGCUUUGACAUAUGCUCGCCGGUCGAGAUCACUUUCGGGUCCAGCUACGUCAAGAUCCGGCACAGCGGGAUACAGGGCCAUGACGUCUAUUUGUCCAAGCUUCUGCCCUUCGACAUCCCAGAGAUGGACAUCACAAGCGAGAAACAGCUAACAAUCGCAAACAUGUCGUUUCUCAAGGUGUCUGGAUGGCACAAGGUGCUUUCUGCCUUCACAAAGCUGACCAUCACAAAGGAUUGGCCGCUCACGGGCCCAAGUUUCGACGAUCCUCUCGCCAGCUUGCAGGGCAUGCCAAAGGUACUUCCGCUGCUGCGAUUCCUGCAUCUCGGAGGCAGCACGGAUUUGACAUCGCUCCGGGGAAUGCCCGAGAUGCCACGGCUCGAGCAGCUCUAUCUCCCAGAGUCGAUCGAGUCCCUGGAAGGUAUGCCAAAGGAGCUGCCCUCACUAACAGAGUUUGGCAUCGAGUGGAGCCUGAAGCUCAAGUCGCUCAGAGGAAUGCCCGAGAUGCCAAAGCUGGCAGAGCUAUUUCUUUCAACCUCGAUCGAGACCCUGGAGGGCAUGCCAAGGGAGCUGCCUUUGCUCGAAUGCUUCAGCGUGCACCGGCACGGACGAUUGACGUCGCCCCAGGGCAUGUCCGCGAUGCCAAAUCUGACGAUGCUCCAGCUCCCAGAGUCCAUCGAGACCCUGGAGGGUAUGCCAGCGGCUCUUGGCUCGCUUCGGACCUUCCGUGUGCGGCACUGCACACAACUCACGUCGCUCCGGGGAAUGCCUGAGAUGCCCAAGCUGCUUGAGAUGGACCUUCCAGUCGGAGUUGAGACCCUCAUGGGCAUCCCUGAGGAACUGCCUUCUCUCACCAAGCUCACCAUCAGCUCGCACAGACAACACAUCAUCAGCCAGCUCCCAAGAAUGCCCAAACUCGACCAUCUCGUCCUGACGAAGUACUUUGUCAACCUGGCCGAUCUGCGUAUCAAUCAAAGCACGCUCCGGGUGCUUGAUCUGAGACAGUGCUGCAAGUUGAGUUCGCUGGACGACAUGGCUUCGUUCCCCGGGCUCGAGAUCCUCCGCAUUCCUUCAUCGAUCCGGACGAUCAGGGGUCUGGCCGCGAAGCUACCGUCCCUCAAGAGCCUGUAUCUGGAAUCGAAGCUGCCCCGGGACGGGGAUGAAAGAUCGCAGGUGGCAGCAAUGUAUAAGAGGGCAUCCUACAGCCUCAGUCUUUGGUGGAGGAUCGCAAGCUGGACACUGGAGCUGCCGGCGGGCUGCUGUGUCGCUUUUUAUGAGGAUAAGCUGAAUCGCGGCUGAUUCUCAGGUCGCGGAGUUUGCAUGAUGCGCUUGGACCCGUGUGCUUUGCGCUUUGGCAGAGAAUCGAAUCAAGAUUGCAUCGCAGGACACACCACGAUGCUUCCCUGCUUGAAUGCUGGUCUCCGUGAUUUGUGGUGCUGUGCUCCAUACCCCUAUUCUCUUUCAUACCCCUGUGCUCCUUCAUACCCCUGUGCUCCUUCAUAUCCCAUGUCUCUUCAUACUCUGUGUCAUUCUUGUCAUGUGCAUUCCCAACACUCGACGCAGCCAUCACUUUGGAUGCCGUCGCGGGUCCCGCACCAGGCUCGGUUGCGUGUGGCAUCCAGAAUGCUUUCUCUGUCAACUAGAGACGAGUGGCUUCCAUCAUCCCGAACCGGAGAAUCUCGCUUCGCGCAAAUACAUUCCGGUCGAAAUGGCCAUCAUUGUCUGUGAUAUGCGGUGAUAUGUGCGAU